Messenger RNA from Trichosurus vulpecula (common brushtail), 1039 nucleotides. Its product is annotated as tumor necrosis factor receptor superfamily member 14-like. Gene Ontology annotation, biological process: defense response to Gram-positive bacterium; defense response to Gram-negative bacterium; positive regulation of cytokine production involved in immune response. Gene Ontology annotation, molecular function: protein binding. NCBI's taxonomy places the organism in Eukaryota, Metazoa, Chordata, Mammalia, Diprotodontia, Phalangeridae. The record is from RefSeq and is a predicted model, not a curated record. The transcript has 5 exons. The coding region runs from base 35 to 463 and encodes 142 amino acids. Gene Ontology annotation, cellular component: external side of plasma membrane.
AGAGGUAGAGACAGCCAGACUGAAUUCCACAGAGAUGGUAAACAGGGGCUGCCUAAAGAUCUUCAGCAUCUUUAUGAUGGCUCAGCUUAUCCCCUUCAAGGAGGCGCUGGAAUGUAUGGUGGGAGAGUAUGAGGUGGAUGGGAAGUGCUGCCCCACCUGCCAGGCAGGUUACAGGGUAAAUGAGACAUGCACUAUGAUGACAGGCACGACAUGUGUGGCUUGUGAUCCCGGGACCUACACAGCACACCAGAGUGGCCUGAAGGAGUGUCUCCAGUGUAAAGUCUGUGACCCUGAAUUUGGCUUCAUGACCACAAAGGAAUGUUCACCUACAUCCAACACCAUCUGUGACUGCUCCCCAGACCAUUUCUGUGCUGACAUGAAAGAUGAUGACUGUGAGCUGUGUGUGCGUCACCAAGUCUACACCGCUGUCCAAUAUGUGAUGUCUGCAGAUGGAAAUUUAUGAGUCCAUGAUCAUGAAGUCUGGUUUCAGGUCUCCUGUAUCAUCUACAUGGACUUCAGACAGCCUGGGGCAAACCUGGAAUUACGCAGAGCUGGGAAAAGUCCACCAAGGCCUCCCUCCUCACUGGUGUCCUCCUCCAAUGUGCUUUGGUGGCACAAAGUGACUCUGAAUCUUUGUUUCUUUUGUCUUUUUAAAUGAACUAAUUUUUUAGUUGGCAAAAAUCUAUUUUCUCUCCUUCUCACCUUUCCUCCCUCAUGGGAGAAGAAAAACAAAAGCACAAACCUUAAUAGCAAAUUAUAUGUGUGGUCAAACAGAGCGCAUCCAUGCAUUAGCCAUGUCCAAAGAGAACAUAUGUCUCCUUCAACACCUUGAGUCCAUCACCUCUCCAUCAGGACAUGGGUAGCAUGUUUAAACAUGAGUCCUCUGGAAGUGUAGUUGGUUAUUCCAUUGAUCUGAGGUCUGGAGUCUUUCUCAGUUGUUUGUCUUCACAAUAUUAUUGCUACUGUAUAAGCUGUUCCCUGGUUCUGCUCACUUUGCUCUACAUCAGUUCAUACAAAGUUUUCCCAUGUUUCACUGAAA